Molecule: messenger RNA, 1815 nt
Organism: Alnus glutinosa
Lineage: Eukaryota; Viridiplantae; Streptophyta; Magnoliopsida; Fagales; Betulaceae
Product: MLO-like protein 1
Exons: 13
Coding region: 92-1624 (510 amino acids)
Biological process (GO): defense response
Cellular component (GO): membrane
Source: RefSeq, a predicted model, not a curated record
GUAAAGGCAGAGUUGGUACACUGACACGUCCACAGUCGCGCGGAGAAGAGUUAGGAGACGGAGAGACGGAGACGAGAGGAAAGUGGAAAGAAUGAGUGGUGGUGAAGGAGAAGAGACGACGUUGGAGUACACGCCGACAUGGGUGGUGGCCGGCGUGUGCACAGUCAUCGUCGGCAUUUCUCUGGCCAUGGAACGCGUGCUCCACUACGCCGGCAAAAAGUUGAAAAAGAAGGGCCAGAAACCCCUAUUCGAAGCCUUACAGAAAGUUAAAGAAGAAUUGAUGCUGUUGGGCUUCAUAUCGCUGCUUCUGACGGUGUUCCAGAAUGUCAUUUCCAAAAUCUGCGUCCCGGAGGAUUUGACCCGUCACUUGCUUCCCUGUAAACUCCAGCACGAAGAAUCCACUGAUAAUGCAACCACUGUCCAUUUUCAGAGCUUCUUUGUGCCCACCAUUUUGGGCAGAGCCAGGAGGCUUCUAGCCGAGGUUGAGGCUUCGACGUCCGAGACCGGUUACUGUACCCGAAAGAAUAAGGUCCCAUUAUUAUCCACUGAAGCGCUGCAUCAUCUGCAUAUCUUUAUCUUCGUCCUAGCCAUUGUCCAUGUGACCUUCUGUGUCCUCACUGUUCUUUUUGGUGGGGCAAGGAUUCGCCAAUGGAAACGCUGGGAGGAUGAAAUUGCAAAACAGAAUUACGAUGCACGUGGAGUUCUGAAGUCAAGAAAAGUUACCAAUGUCCAUCAACAUGCUUUUAUCAAAGAUCAUUUUCUGGGUAUUGGUAAAAACUCAGCUCUGCUGGGAUGGUUGCAAUCUUUUGCCAAGCAGUUUUACGCAUCUGUGACAAAAUCAGACUAUAUGACACUACGACUAGGUUUUAUCGUGACCCAUUGCAGAGGAAACCCAAAGUUUAAUUUUCACAAAUACAUGAUACGUGCACUUGAAGAUGAUUUUAAGAGGGUUGUUGGUAUAAGUUGGUAUCUUUGGAUAUUUGUGGUCAUUUUCCUGCUGCUUAAUGUUAACGGUUGGCAUACGUAUUUCUGGAUAGCAUUCCUUCCUUUCUUUCUUCUACUUGCUGUGGGGACUAAGCUGGAGCAUGUAAUAACCCAGCUGGCUCAUGAGGUUGCUGAGAAACAUGUAGCUAUAGAAGGUGAAUUGGUAGUUCAACCAUCGGAUGAGCACUUUUGGUUUGGCCGGCCCUACAUUGUCCUCUUUCUGAUCCAUUUUAUCCUUUUCCAAAAUUCUUUUGAGAUUGGAUUUUUUUUCUGGAUAUGGGUUCAAUAUGGCUUUGACUCUUGCAUAAUGGGACAAGUUCGUUUUAUUGUCCCGAGGCUCAUUAUUGGGGUCUUCAUUCAGGUAUUCUGUAGUUACAGCACCCUACCACUUUAUGCCAUUGUCACACAGAUGGGAACUACUUACAAGAAGUCAAUAUUUGAUGAGCAUGUGCAAGUGGGCCUCAUUGGUUGGGCUGAGAAGGUGAAGAAAAAGAAGGGGUUAAAAGCAGCUAGCAAUGGCUCCGGCCAAGGAAGUUCCCAUGAAGGUUCUACACCGAGUAUUCAGAUGGGGUCGGUUUUCCACAAGGCGUCUAUACCGGAGGAGAUUCAGGCUGCACCCGGUUCUGAAGGCUCAAAAUGAGCACUGCCAUUCCUGGCUAAGAGAUAGCAGAGCCUCAUCUAAGUAGGCUCAUUUGUAUAGUUAUAAUAUCACCCCUGGCAUGGGGCUGGAAGAGCUCAGUUGUAAAAUAAUCGUUAGUAUUUUCUGCUUGGCUUAAAAUGUCGGAUUGCAUACAUUUUUUUUUUUGAAUGCCAGUGUGUUUUUUCUGCCAA